Onychostruthus taczanowskii (white-rumped snowfinch) is the source of this 3606-nucleotide messenger RNA. It is a transcript of the gene EIF1B, whose product is annotated as eukaryotic translation initiation factor 1B. Gene Ontology annotation, biological process: translational initiation. The transcript has 4 exons. Lineage: Eukaryota; Metazoa; Chordata; Aves; Passeriformes; Passeridae. The coding region runs from base 298 to 639 and encodes 113 amino acids. Gene Ontology annotation, molecular function: RNA binding; ribosomal small subunit binding; translation initiation factor activity. Gene Ontology annotation, cellular component: eukaryotic 43S preinitiation complex. The record is from RefSeq and is a predicted model, not a curated record.
CGCCAUUUUGUGCGGAGCGCGGCGGGCGGCGCCCGUUGGCGGUGCUGUGGGGCGGUGCGGGCGAGGGGCGGGGGGUCCGUCCCUCCCUCCACGUUUUAUUUCCCUUAGCGCUUCCUCUUCUUACUCUUUCCUUUCGCUCUCGUCCUCCGGCUCGGGCUCGCUCCCCGCGUCCCUCCGCUUUUGUUACCCCUCCCUCGCUCCCUCCCGCUCCCCGCCCCCGCGUGGCACUGCGGAGCCGGAGACGUGACCCGAGCGGACUCGCUUCCCCGCAGCUCCAGCCUCUCGCCGCAGAGUCGCAUGUCCUCGAUCCAGAACCUCCAAUCCUUCGACCCCUUUGCUGAUGCAACAAAGGGCGACGACUUACUCCCGGCGGGGACUGAGGAUUACAUUCAUAUAAGGAUCCAGCAACGAAACGGAAGAAAGACGCUAACAACUGUUCAGGGCAUUGCAGAUGAUUAUGACAAGAAGAAACUUGUGAAAGCUUUCAAAAAGAAAUUUGCUUGUAAUGGUACUGUGAUUGAGCAUCCUGAAUACGGUGAAGUUAUCCAGCUGCAAGGUGACCAGAGGAAGAACAUUUGCCAAUUCCUCUUGGAGAUUGGCAUUGUCAAGGAAGAACAACUGAAAGUUCAUGGUUUCUAAUACACCUGUACUUUUAUGAAGAACCCUGCAGUAUUGGUCUUACCUAUCCUGGCUCUUCUGUGAAAAAUGAGUCUUUGCAGUGAAUGGACUUCCCCAUUACUUGAACAUUUACAAUUUGAUUUGCAUGACUUCAUGAAACAGGUGGUGUGUAGAAUAGAAACACAUAAGAAAACUUCAGUAAGAUGGUAAUGAAGACCCUUGUGAACUUUAACACAUUUCCAAUGGAAAUGUAUUAGUGAUGAUUGUUCAGUUUAGUACUCUCCAUCUGAGUUAAAUGUGUGAGUUUUAUUCAAAUAGUGUGUGUUGUUGCUUAAAAAUAAAAGUUUAUUCAUAUAAUUUCCGGGAUAUUUGAAAUGCUUUAGCCUAAGUUUUGAAAUAGCUCUGCAUUCUUGCUGAAGAAUGGCUGAACUGCUUUGUGGCAAGUGUAGCUCACUGCUGUUUGAAGAAAUUGGAAAAUCUACAUGAUUAAGUGCUAGCUGUUUAAUCAGUAGAUCAGCUUGAUGCGAUCUCACCCUGUAGCUGUAAGACUAGAGCUUUAAAGCCUGUAGUGUAGGUGUACCUUAGUAGCAGCAUAAUAAGACAUCAAUUGUUUGCUGUGUAAGUAACUGGAUCCUCUCUAAAUUUUAUUGCAGUGACUGUGAGGUAUUAGUGUGAAGCAAAAGCAGGGGUAAGGCAAAACAUUUGGGUUAAAGUCCCAAAACAUUUGAAGGCAGUGGAUGGGAUAUUCUAUCUCCUCUGUCACUGAGUAGGGGGAAAAGACAUUGUCGGCUUCUGCCGCGACUGUGCAUCGAAAGUUGGCAAGCAGAGUGUUUGAGCUGGUAGUGCUAGCUGCAGGAGCAGGGAAGGGAACAGGGUCUACACUAACCAUUUCUCUGCUUUGACAAGUUUUCCUAGGAUUGAUGGUUGACAUGGAGAGUUUUGUAUUCGUGUUUGGGUAUUACUACAGAAAGCUGGUUUGGUUUACUUUUCUAGAAGGCAAUUCUUUCAGCUUUACUGGAAGUUAUAAUAGGUUUGUUUCACCAUGCUUGUAAGCUAGUUUUAGUUAGCUGUAAGCAUUUGCUAUUCUGCUUGUAGGAUAUGUCUCGUGAAGAAUGACAUUAAUUCAUUUGGUGAAACAAGCAGAUGUUGUCUUCCUUUUGAGGUUGACAUGGAAAUUUUUUCUGAAACAAUUCAGAACACUGAGCUGCAAAACCAUAACAAUAGCGCCAAAUGCUUUAAAAACUUGAUGUGAUAUCAUAUAUUCUCUGGAAAGAAAGAAAGAGACAUAUCUCUACUGCUAAGACUUACUAAUAACUUAGCCAGAAAAAAAAAAGAUUAAAUUGAUAAAAUAAUUGUUUACUACCUAAGUAAUAAAGAAUUAGGUAAAACUGUAUUAUUUAAUAUCACAUGUACCUGUACUUUAUUUCCUAUUCAUAUUUGCCUUUCUAAACAGAAAUGUUUCAAUUUUAACUCAUUUGAACUUUUUUUUCUUUUUUAGAUUUUUGAGUUCAGAAAUGAACCCAUAAGGCACUAGCAACAAUUAGGGGAGCAUUAUAUGAUGAUUUCUUUCUCCAUCUGGUCUAGACAAUUCCACUUAUAAAAAUCUAGUCUCAGUCUCCACAAAUACUGCCUGAUGUUACAGAUCUUAACUGUUCCAGAGAAAGGAUGCUCCAGAAGAUGGUAUACUGUUAAGGUGCAAUACAUUCAGGAGGAGGAAAUGCCUCAUGCAAAGCAUAAAAUACCCACAUACCAAAUGGAAAUCCAAAAAUAAAUCUUAUGCAAGUCUUGUAGAUGAGCAGAAUAAAGUCAUUCUAGUGCAAGUUUACCUAGUAUUGAUUCUUAACUGCUAAGUAAUCAAUCUUUUUGGGGGACAUAGCAGUUAGCGAUUUUUAUUUUAUCACAUGACCAAAAACUGAUGUUCUUAUUUAAAGCUUGUUCUCCUGCUCAAGAGGAAAAACAAGCAGUAUCUUCUGUUUCACUGGUAUUAUACAAGUUGUUCUAGUGGGCUUUGAAUUGAAGAUUAACAAAUGACUCGCAGGUCUCGUGUUACUGAGUCAGUCUUCAUUUCAGAUGGCAUUCCAUUAACUUUUACUACCUAAGCUUGAGUCAUUUCUCCAUAGUCAUUCUGCUUGGAAUAAAUGAGAAAAAUCUUUGAUUUUCUUCCUCCUCGUUUAAAAAUCCUUUCUAAUAGAAGGAGCCUUGCAGUUGAUAGGUGGCUUGGAUGGAGAUGCUUGUGUUUUGACCUUUGAAGGGCAAAAUUAUAAGGAGAUGGAAUAAGACGUAACAUAUUUGAAGUUUUAAAGAGGUGAGAUUUGUUGUGGCAACAAACCAUUUGAUCUUUCUAGAAGGAAAGCAGAAAUUUUUGUCCAUGAGUCUUUUAAACUGAAACAGUGUUUCUGAGAUUGUAAUUAGCCUUGGUAAAAGCCCAAGGCUCUUCGUAUGUUCUAGUUGAAAAGCUUUGACAAUAUCAUGUUUCGUUAUCUUAUUCUGAAACUUCUUUGUCAAAGCUAAACUUAUUUGGAGUACAUAUCUAUGUUUUAAAAUGCUGAAAAGGAAGGCUUUGGAAAAUAACUUUUUAAACUGCUGCCACAAAAAUCUGUUUUCAGAAUGAAGGCAGAUUUCAAUCUUUUCAUCUAUUCGAAAGUAGGUUAAAAAAUGUUGAAGGAUGUGGGCCAUAAUUGCCAAGGCAGUAAAAAUGAGCUUAUGCUAGAAAACUCUUCUGAAGUCCACUAGUAGGCUGAGACUGGCCAAACUCAGACUGCAAAAAAUUGAGGGUUUUUGUUGUAAUGUUGUGAAGUCUGCAUCCUUCAGACCUACCUAAGAUUGCCUUCUUAGUGAUACUUAGGCUUAAUCUCAAGGUGUUACUGGAUGUAGAAACUUGUUUUGAAUUCGCAGCCUUGUGCAUAGUUUUAUUAGGCUGUUAUAGCUGACUCUGAGCUGAUAUCGUGGAGUAAGGUGUUGCAUAAAUAAAUUCACUAAUUUGUCUGU